Pleuronectes platessa (European plaice) is the source of this 2257-nucleotide messenger RNA. It is a transcript of the gene aldh3b1, whose product is annotated as aldehyde dehydrogenase 3 family, member B1. The transcript is spliced from 10 exons. The record is from RefSeq and is a predicted model, not a curated record. Gene Ontology annotation, cellular component: cytoplasm. Bases 252 to 1661 code for a protein of 469 amino acids. Gene Ontology annotation, molecular function: aldehyde dehydrogenase (NAD+) activity. Gene Ontology annotation, biological process: aldehyde metabolic process. Lineage: Eukaryota; Metazoa; Chordata; Actinopteri; Pleuronectiformes; Pleuronectidae.
GGUGACAGGGAAAUCCAGUCGGAACUUGCAAGGUCACUUCAGCGUGGCCUGACUCGUUCUUCCAGCUUGUUAUUCAAGGCAGACCAAAACCCCCCGUCUCCUCCUCCCAUCGCCUGUGAGGUCGAACCGGUAUCUUGGCUUGAAAAGGAACAACUCCCGGAAACACUCGAGACUCGUCAGUGUGCAGCAGCUGGUCGUUGCGGGGUCUGCGGGGCUGGUGCCGUUUGAGACACACAAGUCAAAGUGAAAGGAUGGAGACCCAAAGCCAGGUUGUGGAGAGGUUGCGGGAGACGUUUCGUUCAGGCGUCACACUCCCGGAGCAGUUUCGACGAACACAGCUGACCAACCUCAUAGCCAUGAUCGAAGAAAACGAGGAACAGAUUAUAAAAGCGCUUCACAAAGACCUCGCCAAGCCAAAGUUUGAAGCCGUCCUGUCUGAGGUUGACAUAUUGAUCAAUGAGCUCUACUAUGCCAAUGCUAACUUGAACAGCUGGAUGAAGCGGGAGUAUGUCACUAAGAACCUGGCAACAAAGCUGGACGACUGUUUUGUACGGAGAGAGCCAUUAGGAGUUGUUUUAGUCAUUGGGGCUUGGAACUAUCCCCUGCAACUCCUUUUAUUACCCAUGGUCGGAGCCAUUGCAGCAGGAAACUGUGUGAUCAUCAAGCCUUCAGAGAUCAGUGCAGCCACAGAACAACUGAUAGCAGAACUCGUCCCAAAGUAUCUGUCUCAGGACUGUUAUGCAGUUGUUCGGGGUGGAGCAGAGGAGACCAAAGCACUUCUGAAGAAUCGCUUUGACCACAUCUUCUACACAGGUUCUCAGGCUGUGGCACGCAGUGUCCUGGUGGCAGCCUCCGUCCACUUGACUCCAGUGACCUUGGAGCUGGGGGGCAAGUGUCCUUGCCUGCUAUAUGGUGCGGUGAACAUGGCGGCUGCUGCUCGCCGCCUGGUGUGGGCAAAGUAUUUCAACUCUGGUCAGAGUUGCGUCGCACCGGACUAUGUGCUGUGCACUCCGGCCACACGGGAAGCCCUGCUACCUGAAAUACAGAAAACCCUGGUGGAUUGCUUUGGCACGGAGCCUCAAGCCUCUCCCGACCUGGGCCGCAUUGUGUCACCACGACACUGGACGCAUCUGAUGGAACUGCUCGGGAGGUCCAAGGGCAAAGUCGUCGUGGGAGGAGAGGGCAACCAGGAGGACAAGUACAUAGCUCCCACAGUGUUGGUGGACGUGGCUGAAGAUGAUGCCCUAAUGCAGGAGGAGAUUUUCGGCCCCAUCUUGCCAAUCAUCUGUGUUGAUACUCUGGAGGAAGGCAUUGCCUUCAUCAACCGUCAAGAGAAGCCACUGGCUCUCUAUGUUUUCUCUGAAGAAUCAUCUGUGGUAGAGACGGUGCUGAAAAAUACCAGCAGCGGCGGAUUCUGCUCUAAUGACGGGAUUUUACACAUGACCCUGCCAAGUCUGCCCUUUGGAGGUGUAGGUUCCAGCGGGUGGGGCAAUUACCAUGGCCGCUGGGGCUUUGAGACAUUCAGCCACAGACGUGCGUGCAUGCUGCGUGGCUGGGGCCUGGAGAUGCUCAACGGCCUGCGUUACCCACCUUACACUGAAAGAAAACUAAGCUGGGUGCGCUGGAGCGCUUCACCAAAGAGCAUGUGCUCACUAAUGUGAAGACAGUGUGUAUGUGUGUGUGAAGUUUUUAUACCAUGAGAGCAAGAGUGAAUGCUGGGGUAAUGAAUGCAGAGGAUUAAUCAUUCUGUUUUAAACCUGCUGUGAAAGUUGUUUGUGUACUGACAUAUUUUGGUAUUGUUGUCACUUCACACUUUAUACCUUUCGUUUCUUUUCUCUAAAGCAGCCACUUUAAUAACUUUGUUUUCUUGUCACUGAAUCUAAUUUGUAUCUACAGUGUUUUUAUUCUACCAUGUAUUUUGUCUUAAGGUAACAUUCCUACCUUUUGUAACUGGGUUCUAAAUGUCACAUUCUUCACUUUCUCUGAGCUCAUGUGUUUUAGUUUACACACAUUAGAAAAAAAGGUUAGUUUUUAAUUGAUAAAACCCUUUGAUAUAAGCUCAGAUGUUAAAAUUUCAGGGAUUUAACUUCCUGUUCAUGUUCAUCUUCUUGCACUGACAUGAGUGGUGAGGUGGAUUCUCAUGUAUUUAACAACUGCAAUCCAUUUCACGGUCUGGUUUGGUUUCUCCUCUGUAGUUUGGUCUUUUGAUUGGUCGUUCUGUUUUUAGUGAAAUAAUGUAAAUAAAUUCAAAACUUUA